AGAGAGAGAGAGAGAGAAAGGGAGUGCUGUUUCUGAAAUGACAAAUACGCGGAUCGGCACGAGUCACUGGCCCGAGCGAGUCUCGGCCUCGAAUACAUACGAGUAUCCAUUAACGAGGUGUAAAUCAGACGGGCCGAGACAUUUAAUCGUUCGGCAGCGCGAAUUUCACCGUCGCCCGAUCGAAGUAAUUUCGCGUUUUUGCGCGCCCUCCGCGCCGCGCGCCGUGUCAAUUCCGCAAUCGAGCUAGCGCGCGCUUCCUCUUUCCGUUCUUUCCUUUUGUUCUUUCUGCGCUUUCAUUUCGACGUGUACACCUCUCGUCGACUGGUAGCACCGCUUCUUCCUUCUGUCCGCGCGCGCGGCACCGCCGUUCGCUAGUUAUGCCGCGAGAACUGACGUCAAUGCGACCCCGCCGGUCAAUUAAUCGCGCACGAACGAUCGCGCGCACCUGCUUGGGCACCGUCGAGCGGCGCAACAAAUAUUCGUUAAUUGAAAAUGAUCCGCGGCUCGAUCGAUCUUGCCAGCGUGCGCGAGUUGACGUUAUCUACGUCGGUGAAAACGGACGUAAUAAUGGGCGAAACGGACGACGCGAGGCGAGGGCGAACUUGUAUACGCAGAAAGGCUGCCGGAUAAGCGACAGAGACGUUCUCCACGAGGAUACUCAGUUGUCUCAGCAUAUCGGUGAGAGAGAGAGAGAGACGGACGAUCGUUUCUUCCAGCGGACCGAGGGCGAAGAGUAACAGGACGAGCGGUUGCGGGCGAGACGGCGCGAUGUUCGAGAACAUUGCGCGCUGUCACCGAUGAAAUUGGAUCGCGUCGUCCUCUCGGUGAGGAAGCGAAUCGCCCGUACGUUGUAGUAGAAGAGUCUUCGACGGCGGUUCGAACGAACCUCAAGGAUACAUCGAACGAACGAACGAACGAACGAACGAACGAACGAACGAACGAUCGUCGUCAUCGUCGUCGUCGUCGUCAUCACGAAAGUAUGAAUCCAGCGAGAAGAGGCGGGGCGUAUCAUGACCGGAUCAGAAUCACGUAAUAUUGCGUGGCGUGGCGUGUCACGUGCCACAUGGUCGGGAUAACUCUUCGUGAGUGGUGAAAGCGGGAUAAAUCGUGCGCGAUUAAUCGCCCUUUAAUCGCACGCUAAAGUUUAAAGGUGAUUGUCGCGAAAAUUGAAAGCACUUGGCCGGUGGUUUGAAGCACAGACAUGUCGAGACGACCUCGCGGUCGGCUCGACGCGGAACUCGCUGGCGCCGCCGGCUUCGUAUAAAACGCGGUCGGUGAUCAAGAAGAAGAAGAGGAGGAGGAGAAGGAGGAGAAGGAAGAAGGAGAGGAAACUCUCGGAGCGUAUGGCAGGAGGAGAGAGAGGGGGAGAGGGAGCGAGCGAGAGGCGCAAAAUGGGAGCAACAAAAUAUGUGUUAGGCAGCGCGAUCUUGGGACUCUUUUGGAGCAGCUUGCUGAAGGGCGUCCUGACCAACUCCACCAGCAGGUGCGACUAUCCGCCCUGCUCCUGCGACCACUACGGCAGACUGACCUGUGACUGCAAGGAGGAGGGCGAGGAAUUGAUCCUGACUACGGAGGGGGACCGACGGCUGAGUCCGCACACCAGCCGAAUAGUAGUGAACAACUGCUCGUCCGUGAUCCUGAUGAACUCGAGCCUAGCCUCGAUGACCGGGCUGCGAUCGGUGGACCUGGUGAACGUGGCGAACCUGAGCCUGGCCCGGCAGAGCUUCGAGCUGUCGUCGCACAGCGCGCGCACACGGAUCUCCGUGAGGAACAGCAGCAUCGACGUGAUGCCGAGCUUUGUGUUCCGCGGCGACGUCGAGGCGAUCACCUUCGAGAACGUGAGGAUCGGCCAGCUGAGUGCCUUCUCGUUCGCCAAUCUGGUGCACACGGACACCCUGCGGCUGGAGAACUGCCGCAUCGAGACGACGGAGGCGCAGGCCUUCAAGAAGUUCGACGUCGGCUACCUGCACGUGAUCGGCGGUACCUUCGGCGACCAGGUGCCCAGCCGCACCAUGAACGACAUCGAGGUCUACCACAAGUUCAUGCUGGACGGCGUGAGGAUGGGCGUCGUACGUAGCGACGCGUUCAUAGUGAGGAGCCCGCGCACGGUGGCGAUACAAAACUGCGCGAUCGACACUCUGGAGAGCGAGGCAUUCGACGUGACGGCGCACGGCGCCGUGAUCGUGAAGAACAACACCUUCGGUAGCAUCGGGGUGGGCGCGUUCCUCGGCAUACGCGCGGACCGCGAGAUACGACCGCCGCCGUCGUCGUCGUCGUCGUCGUCGUCGUCGUCGUCGUCAUCGUCGUCGACGGCGGCGAUCGGCCUGCAUGACCUCAUCUUCAAGAACAAUAGCGUGAGCAACUUCGAGGAGGGCUCGUUGAUGUUCGACCGCACGAGUUUCCGGCCGGAGCUCGACAAUCUCCUGGUCGCACAAGCUUGCGACUGCCAAAUGCUACCGGUGUGGAAAAACAACGUGCUCAACUACACCAACGUCUACUCGCGGCUGUACGCGCGGCAAAACUCGCUCGUGCCGCCGACGUUGCAGCCGCAGGAGCCGAUCAACGAGACCCCGGAGACGUUUCUAUGCUUGGACGCCCGGGUGGAGGGUGUGCCGACGAGCUUCACCGAUUACGAGGCGCGUCACUGCUCGCUCGGCGGCUCCAUGCUCGUCUUCAUCCUGAUCACCGUGGCUGUCUUAGUGGCCCUCAUAGUGGGCGUAUGCCUGAUCGUCUGGUGUUGUCGGAAACGCAGACGGAACAACCGGAAGAAGUGGAUCAGCGUGCCGACGAACGCGCCCGACGUGGUCUCGAAGAAGAACGGCGUGAUCGGCAGGGAGGCGGCGACCUCCGGCACACCGGUCGACAGUAGGAUAACCAUGGUGGUGCCGGACGGCAGGCUAUACCGGGAGACCGAGUUCCACGUGAUCGUCGAGAAGGCCGAGCCGCUCACGACCGAGUUGUAACGAGAAGCCCCGGGCGGCUCGACGACGAGAGGGCCCGCGAUCGCUCCUGUUGAGGAGGAACUUGAGUGGGCGGAAACGUCGAGUCGUUUCCGAGUGUAUAAGCUGUGAGAGAGAGAGAGAGAGAGAGAGAGAGAGAGAAAGAAAGAGAAAAGGGGGCGGGGAGAGAGAGGACGAGAGAUGGACGCUGCGAUCUCGGCGUCGUUGAAGAGAACAGUGACAUGAGAAUUCAUGAGAUCGCGGUGUUUCGGACGCGAAGAGUCCGCUUCCUGCCGCACAAGGACUCAGAGCCACACAUACACACACACCACACACACGCACACACACACACACACUCCACGGGCGUUGACCGUGCGCGUUAACGAAAACCGCAAACCAUCGCCGCUUGAGGAAUAAUCAAGCGCCCGACGUAAGCGUACCCUCCCAUCUCCCGAACGGUCCUAUUUUUCUUGGUUUUGUCGUUUGUUCAUUUAACUGAUUAUCUCCUAGUACAAGGCAGUUCGUAAACUUCCAUUUACAUAUCACGAGCGGCCGCCGAUUAUGCCGCCGCGGCUCUCCCAUUCCUCGAGCCCCGCCAGUCGACCUUUCGCCCCGAAGGCGGCCGCGUUCCUCGCUGGCGAUCGACGAGAGUUCCGCGGACGAGUCGCGGAUUCGGCGGAUGAUCGGUCACCGCUGUUAGUUAAGUUGAUCAUUGCGUAACUUUCGAGAGCCAGUGCCAGUGUCGUAGAAGACGAAGCGACCUCGUUGAAGCGAUCGCUAUUUAGAAAGGAAGGAGAGUGUGUGCAUGUGUGUGCGUAUGUGCGUGUGCGUAUGUAUGGAAAAAAAAAAAAAAGAGAGAAAGCAGACGAGCGUACUCGUGUAGAGAAAAUCCUAAACUCGCUGUCUUGUGUAAGAUACGCGAUUGGGCCGACCUUUCGCACUGCGUUGCUUUAAGUUUAUCGAUCGCGAUAGCGAUAGCGGCUAUCGACGUUUAAGACGUGUAACGUUAUACGUAUUAGUAAGCGUUUCGAGCGAAUAUCACGGUACGAAAGGACCAAGACGACCGCUCGCUCGGACAGCUGUGCCAUUCCUGGAGUGACGACACAUGUGUCUCGUGUUCACUCCGUAGAAAUUCUGAUCUCUCGAACGAGAAACAAAAUAGACGAAGACGAAGAUGCUACUUCUUAUUAAGCUUUCAUAUCAAAAUUCCUCGGAACCUAUCGUUUUUAUAGAGUGGAAGACCGACGGCGAUGUAAUGCGACAACGAGCAAAAAUAAAGCGACGCGAGAUAAACCUUCCCUAGGUUAAAAAAACAAUCCCCCCCCCCCCACACACACACACACCACGAGAAAAAUAUCGCAACGGCGUAAUCCGUUGAGACGAUAAACCGCCGUGACUCACAUCGGUAUUCAUAGUCAGGCCUUAUAUUUAAGACUUCCUUAAGUUUAUCUUCAGAUGAUCUGCAGCCAAUAAAAUAAUCCGUGCAGCAUCUAAAGAUGGAUACAAGGAGGCCUCAAAUGUAAGGCCCGACUAUGAGUACGUACGUACGUACUGCUGUGGAUUCUCUUAUCGUUUCGUUAUCACGUUGUUCUACUAAUAUCGAUGUAUGUAUUUACUUGCAUGCUUUCGCAGAUACCUUGGCAAUAAACUGUUGUUAUUGUUGUUCUAAUUUACACUUAGUCUUAAGCGAAUCUCAGCGAUGAAAUACUGCGCGUACGCGAUCGCCCCGUGAAAUUAACGAUUAAAUUAAGCAGUUGCAGCACACGAUCCGGCGGGAUUUAUAAUAUUAAAUCAAAUAAUUUGUCACGCGCACCGGCGAUAUGUGUAA
Harpegnathos saltator (Jerdon's jumping ant) is the source of this 4767-nucleotide messenger RNA. RefSeq lists its product as uncharacterized. Lineage: Eukaryota; Metazoa; Arthropoda; Insecta; Hymenoptera; Formicidae. The transcript has 4 exons. The record is from RefSeq and is a predicted model, not a curated record. Bases 1344 to 2963 code for a protein of 539 amino acids.